AAUGAUGCAGUUUGUACAAAUGACUUGAGUACGAAGUAUGGAGAGGGAGAAUGACGAGGAGCAUGCGCAGAAAUAUGUAACACCAUUAAGCCUCGAACGAUCCCAACUCGAGAGGGGAGGAACACAGAGAGUCAAAUGACGGGAACAAUAACGUAAAGUUCUUAGUAGAGCCUGUGCAUACGAGGAAAAGUGUUUGUUUCGGAGGUAUAUUUUCGUCGUAUAAAAAACACGACUAUCAAUUACUUUCCAACUAUAAAAGACUACUGUUGAGCGAAAGUAUUAAUAAUCUAAUCUAAUGGAUCAAAUAUAAGUCCUUAUGCACCGGUUCAUCUAUAUAUAUACAUAUAUAUAUAUAUAUAAUUGAAAAAUUUAACCCUUCAAGAAUCAAAUAAAUAGACUUACAAAAUGAAGAUACGAAAUAUCCAUGUAUGCUUUCUGUUUUUCUGCAUAAUAUGGGGAACAUUGAGUAUAAAAUACGAUACAACAUUGAUCGACAAAAUGCGAAAUAAGUUGUUGCAAUUGGAGAAAACAUUAGAGAGAGAUUUGUUUCACUCAAGGCUCCACGAGUUUGAAGAUGGUGGAAAGUACCUAUGGCUCAUAAAAAGUUUCAAGAAAUUCGGCGAUGAACUAGAACGAAACUUCUCGACCAAUGGUUAUGAAAAUUUAAAUGCAUUGAGUUCUAUUUGGUUAUGGGCUCGAACAGAAAACGAACUAAAAGGAAUAGAUGGUCUGUACCAAGUUUUUCGAACGAUGCAAGAGGAGAUAGUCGGCAGAAAGAUUCCUCUUGAUAUACCGAAGCUGAGCGAUUUCUGGGAUAUAAUUCUACACGAUCCGAAUGCGUCAAUUGUACGCGCCCUCACUCGAAUCGGUGACCUGAUAGUGCACGAAAAAUUGUUCGUUUCGGCUUAUCAGGAAGCAGCUUCGCAAAUUUGUAAUGAAAAUCAGUCGCUUCAGCAAUUGCUCUAUAAUUUAUAUACAACGGUAACCCUAACGGAAAUCAAGGGUUAUGGUAUGAUCCAAUUCUCUUAUAAGCUGCUGCGGCUUUAUAACCCAGGUACUAAUUUCACUGAAGAAAUGGAAGUGGUGAAGCAACAGUAUGAGACGAGAACGAUGGAAACUCUGCGGGCUGUUAAAACAGCCAUGGCGUUUGCUCCACGACAACUCUGGAGAUGUGAUGCGAGAUCACAUAAAUUAGAUGAAACAUACACCAAAUUAACACAGUUGUUCCAAGGAUAUAUCGUGAACGAAGUGGACUUAAACAAGGACUCGAGUUGCAGAGAAAAUUGUGCUUAUUACGAAUAUUCGAAAGUUCAUGGAUGUUACAAAAAUCAAUUUUGCUCCCAACAGCGCAAAUGUAACGGUCGAAUAUUAAAAUGCGAAUAUAUUGAUUCCGAUAUGUGGAUUUGUCCUUCGAUACAGGAAAGUGAUCGAAGAUACGAAUACAUAGAAUAUGAAAAUGGUCGACUGUUCGGACAAAAAGAUACUUGCAAGAGAGGAACAACCAAAGUAGAUAGCUGGUGGCGUUGGUUAUUCUGGCACUGCAGCUAUUGUUUUUGUUACUGUGAUGACAAUAAUAUAAACUCUGAUCGAUACUUUAGCUUAAGGGAAGUUGUAUCUGAUGUAGCAAACAAUAAAGUCGUGACGGGCAUCCGAUUCAAGAAAGUGAAGCAAAUAAUACAUAUGCAGAUACAGGAAGGUGAAUUGAUGCCACAUGGAUACAUUAAUAAAUCCUCUAUAUGGUGGAAACCAAUAGAAGAGUUCAGUGUAUUAGAUAACAAUGUUAAAAAUGGUGUUGACUAUCACACAUUAUCAUGGGAAAAAAGGGGGUUAGAUUUAGAUGAUCUAGUCCUUGAUGACAAUUUGCUUUUGACAGGACUCAAGUUCCGAAUGAUUGGUUCACGAUUAAACUUAGAAGCAAGAAUGACAUCUUUUAAUUUCACGACUGGGAAAUUAAUAAAACCGCUAGAAAGGAGUUUCUGGAUCAGUCAUGAUAGAACCAAUAGAACUGAAGUGACAUUUGAGAAUCCUGAUAUACCAACUCGAUUACCUCUUCUAGCACUACCAGACUCGAAACCAUUCCAAUACCUGAAUUUUGCACCAAGCGAUCAAAAAAAUGACGUUGCUCAAAACACAAUACCAUUCAUUGAUAUUCAACCAGUAGAAUCAAAUCCACCAGUUCCAAUUGCAGGUGCCGGAAUUUUUCACAAAGGCCGACCAGGAUCGGGUGGAUUUGUAGCAAUGAGAUUGAUUACGUAUGAUUUUAGUAAACAUUUACAAGUUGAUUUAUCUCCUUCUGCAGAUACAGUUAUCGAUGCUCCAAAUGAAAUAAGAGUAGUAUGAAUGUAAUUUAUAAGCGUAUUACUAAGAUAUAGUUCGUAACUAU
Molecule: messenger RNA, 2383 nt
Organism: Bombus impatiens (common eastern bumble bee)
Lineage: Eukaryota; Metazoa; Arthropoda; Insecta; Hymenoptera; Apidae
Gene: orion
Exons: 9
Coding region: 406-2340 (644 amino acids)
Source: RefSeq, a predicted model, not a curated record